UGGUAGGGGCGUGAAAAGAGGGAAGAGAAGACGAGGCGUGAUCGUGCGGACGGCACGGAUCUCGUGCGGCACCUCAUUCUUAUCUGGAUAUUCCGGAUCAUCUUCGACCACCCGCGUGCCACCCUCUCCCCUCCCCCCCCUCCCCCCAUUGAAGCCCCCGAUGGCGGCGUGUUAAAAAACCGGCUGUUUUGUUGACGUUUUGCAUGUAGACGAUACCGCGCGAGAUCGGGCUCAGGAUGAUGAAGAUAUCGGCGCUCAACGAGGAGUCCAGCGAGGAAAGCGAGGAGGAGGAUGUACCCACGAUCACGAAGGAGGCGCAGGAACAAAUAGCGCUGACGGAAUACAACAAGGCCCUGGAGCUGUUGAAGGAGGACAAAUGGGAGGAGGCGCUGACCAUCUUCAAGGACCUCCUGGACACCGAGCUGUUGGACGAGGUGGGGAAGCCCGAGGUGCCGGACGGAAGGUCCAGGCCGAUGCUGUCCCUGAAGUACUCCUGCUACAAGAACAUCGGCGCCAUUCAGGCGGCCCGCGAGAAUUACGAGGCUGCCGUGGAGAAUUACUGGGAGGCCGCGAACCUGGACGAUUCCGACGUGACGCUGUGGCACAGGAUCGGCACGUUGGCCAUGAAGACCUCCAACCUGGAGCUCGCCUGCUCGUCGUUCAGGCAAGGCCUGAAGUGCAAUCUCAAUCACUGGCCGUGCUUGGACAACCUCAUAACUGCCUUGUACGCCGUUCCCGAUUACAUGAACUGUCUGCUGUACAUUUCCGUGGCGCUGGAGAGGGAUGCGAAUUACGUGAAGGGUCUGGCCUUCCGCGACAGGAUAUUCAAGGACAUUCCGUGUAUGGAGGAAUGCUACAAGCUGUACAACAGCGAUUGGCAGUUAGAUCCACCUUUGUACACCGAGUACGAUCACGUGUUGGGCGACAAAUUACUGGCGGAGGCGAAGGAGGUUUCCAAGAAGUGGGCGGAAGUUUGCAAGGCCGAAUUCACGCCGAAAUCCUUGCCAGAGCUGACUUUGAGAGUGCCCCUGACGAGCUACACGUGGCUGGCUCUCGGAGAGAGCCUACUGGACAUGCAUAGGUACAUCACCGAGAACAAUUUGAACUUUGUUAGUAAAAUUGUAUUGUCGGUUCAGAAGCCCGACGAUAAGAGCGCGGCGAGUAACGAGGGGGAGACUGCGGAAGGUAAUGCGAAUGUGAUGGAGGUGGAUCCGCAAAACGACGUGAUUGCGAACGGAGAGGCCGAUAUCAAGAUCGAAACGGAAGAUUGCGAGAUGUCGGACGACAAUCAAGCCUUCAACGCGGACACGGCGAUGGAGAUUGAAAUCGAAGAGGACAAGAAGUCUUGCUCGAGCGACGUGCAAAUUGUCGAGGAUGAGGACGCGUUGAGGAUGUCCGACACGGACGGUUUGCAGUGCGAGGAACAGGCCGAAGCGAAAAACAUGGAAACGGAGGAGCAGAUGCACUGCGAGGCGGAUGCGAAUAUCGACAAGUUGGAGAGCGACAAGGUCGCCGACGAUAUUUACGGCAUGGACAACGGAGCGCCUAAUGAGAAGUCGAGCGACAAGGAGAGUGAUAAAUCGAGCGACAAGGCGUCUGAGAGGGGUGCUGAGAAAGCGGGCGAUGCGAUGUGCAAGGCGGACGACAAAACCAAUUCCGAGAAGGCUGACGGAAAGGAGGAAGGACAGAAGGUGAAGAAAAGGCGCAGAAGUGCAUUAUGCUUUUUGCAGCAGUGGGCCUGGAGCAGCAUUGCGGCUUGCAGCAGCAUGAGACGAUCCGCGAGAGUGAGAGGCUCGAACAGGAGGGAAGCCGAGAGGGACGAUGUUCAGUUGGAGGAAACGCUUAGAAGAUUGUUCCCUAGUACCUUGUUACCCGACACGGUAAGAUUGACUAAAGACGACGCUAGUAAAAAUAUGGAUGAUUCCAUGGACACUAUGGAUAUGUACCAGUUGUUUGCGAAUCAGGACGCUAAUAAAAAUGUGGAAACUCUCAAAAGCUCGGAAAGCUCGAAAUCGCCAAGUCCCGACGCAAGUCAACCACAGAAAUACUUCGGGUCGGAAGUAGAAACUGCCGAUGUGGACGCAUUUAUAAACCAGCACAGCAGUAAGAGCAAUUUAAUGAUAAUCAUUACGAAAUUUGCGGAAUUUUUGUGUACCAAAUGGAACCAGGAAUGGCCGAAGGGAAUGUCGGACGUUUAUCUACAGGCAUACGUCUUUAUGAGACAACAUAUUCCGCAUUUGUCGCCGUUCGAUGAGGAUGUGAAUGACAAAGUUCUGAAAUUGGACACCGAAGCGACAUUGUUGUUCGGCGAGCUUCAUACAGACAGGUGGCUCGAUAAUAAACCAGACACCUUGCCAAGCCCAACAUUGGAUAAGCUUGGCACUGGUAUGCCAGCAGAAGAAUUGGGACAUAUAAUAUUUGCAAGUGUUAGACAGGAUCUUCUAAAUGAAGAAAAUUUAUAUACAUUACUGAGAAUUCUGUGGCUUAAAAGUAACAUUUUCCUGUGCCAAGGUGACAUAGACAUAGUCAUAGAAACGUUAGAACUGUUGUUGAAUCGUCUACAUGAAAUGGAAAGUAAAAGUCUAAAUCCGUGUAUUAUGCUUUUAAAUUGUAAGAAUAACUCUCAAAUUAGUGCCAAACUUGUAAAGAAAAAGUUGACGUCGAUUCAGAGGGGUCAAAAGUUAGGCGAGAUACAACAUCUGUAUGAGGAGAAGAAAUAUGCGGAAUUGUCUUACAUAUUGCAGGAUACUUUUAAAUUUGCCAAACAGAGACACAAAUUGUUGGGGGCUAAUGAAAAUAUCGUUGACAGAGUUCGACAAUUAAACAUGUUACUUGACAGCUUGUGGCAACUUCAACAUUAUGAAGAAUGUUACGUUUGGGCGGAGGCCUGUCUGAAUGAAUCGUGGCAAAAUUACUUGAAUUCCUCAGACGAAGCUGAGCAGAAGAAGUGGACGAGUUCUGUUGUAACGGCACUUGAGAAAUUAGAAGCUUGUACGAUCGAAGCCAGUGUUUUCGUUGUGAAAUAUUUAUCAGAGUCUCGUCUAUCGAGAUUAGUACAAAAUUUAGUUCACAUUGUUUGUCAUCAAUUGGAUGUACCAGAAAAUGCUGUGGAGAUGCCGUUGGAGACUGUUCUACCUUGGAUCCUAUUACAUUACGUUCUGCAAUACAAAGAAGACAAGGAAAGGGCGAAGACGGAGUCUCCUUACAAAAAUAAAUCGCACAGUUCUCAUAAUUCCGAAUCGGACGACGAGGACGACGGCAUACCGCCGUCCAUCAUGAUUCUGUUCAUUGCUCACGAAUUUAUCGGUCGACAUUCGUGGUGUUGUUUCAACGAGGCGAAACUCCUGUUCUUCAUCAUGAAUCUUAUCAUACCGCAUCUCGAAACGCCCAUGUACAGUUCUGUGAAGAGCAGGCUGACCAAGUACUUGGAGCAGAUAUUCUUUUGCCUGUACCAACAUCCAAACAGGGUGAACAAAACGCGACCGAAGUAUCUUCAGGAACACGGAGUACCCGGAAUGGAUUUGACUUGGGACGGGGCGCAGCUGCUGUUCGAGUUUUACAAACCGAAACAGCUGCCGAACUUUCAGUCCCCCAGAAUCGUAUCCAUCAGCACGGACACGGAGAUCCUGUUUAAGAGAAUAAUCAAAUUGGUCCCGCAGGAAAGCGAUCCGAAUCAGAUAGUAGAAGAGAUGACGGCGUACAUACUCGGCGCGAGGGAUAAGAUGCCGAGCGUGACGAAACCCCUGCCGCACUCGAUAUCCACCAUUUACUACUUGCUGGGCGAUUUUUAUUUCAAGAACAAUAAGUGGGAACACGCAUGCCGGUAUUGUCUACUGGAUUUGUGCCUGUAUCCAAAGGGAUUGAAUUCGUGGGCGGGUUUAGCUAUGGCAACGGGCAGCAUAAUAGAGAAUUGGUUGAACAGUUACAAACCUAUAGGAAAGGAUAAGUUUCUCAAUAAGGCAAAAAUGGCGCAGUCGAGUUAUCAACAUGCCAUCGAGCUGGCGCCGGGUCAUUCCGUAAUUUGGACAGAAUACGGGAAUUUCGUUUACAUGGUCCAUUCGUUUUGUUCGCGAUUGCUCAAGCAAGAGACCGACACGUUGAGCAUGGAGAGAUUCGAAAUUUUGGAAACUAGAAAGGAAGAGAUGCUGAAGAUCGCGAAUCAGUGCUUCGAAUCCGCUAACCGGAUAUGCCAGACUAUCGAGGAGCCGUCCAUACAGCAUGACGAGAGAUGGCUUUACCAAUAUAUGCUUGGUAAAGUCGCAGAGAAGAAAAAUCAGGAUCCUCCAGUAUUCUUGGAACAUUACGCAAAGGCUAGUGAAUUAUUGUACGAGAAUAACGCUCAAUACCCACGUAGAAUAAGCCACAAGAGUUCACAGAAUCUAUCUAUAGAGGCCCUAGAAGUUCAUUAUCGCAUUCAUGCGAGUAUACUGAAGUAUUUGGAACAACACGAGGGAAAGCCGCUGAAGAAAUCACUAGGUCAGUUGUUCCAUUGGCAUCUCAAAAAUUGCUCCGAGGGGCCGUUCAUGAAGUAUCAGCCUAAGCUUAACGAUAAGAAAAAAGAUGAGAGCGACGUUGAGAAAAGUGUUUCGAAGGAAGUCGACGGUACAGCUGAUACGGAUAAAAACGCAGCAGUAUGUCAACGAUCAAAUAGUAUCGAAGAGAUAGAGAUUAUAGAUAAGUCGAGCAAGAUCUCCGAUAUUAAUUCCGCGGUACUGGGAAAGUCCGAGAGCCGUAAGAGAUUUCCCGAUGAGCUGUCGCACGACAGUACGAAGAGAAUAAAAUUGAGCAGCGUCUCGCAUUUGCAAUUGAUGCAGGACGUCGUAGCCUUAAUAGACGAUUUGAUCACCAAAGUCUGCGACAUGGUGUCGCAGAAGGAGAAAGAAAGGAGCGACGAUGUAAUGAUCAUAUCCAGCGACGAGAGUACAAACGAGACGAAAUUGCAAAAGAAGAAGCUGGAGAGUAAGAGCGCCGAUAAAACGAAAUCGCAGGCAAAGGCCGAGGAGGGCAAGAAAGGCCCCGUAAACGUGCUGACAGUUGAACAAAAUUCUGAACAAAAGACCGAUGAUGUACAGGAGUUGAUGGACGCUCUCAUGAAACAGGCAAUGGAAAUUAGCCAGGAAACCCAACAAUCCUCGGCGGACGAUGAGGAUACCAGAAGAUUCGACGGCAAGUGGUUGCAGAACGAAGAUUUGCAAACUACUGAAAAGGAAAAUAAAGACAAAAUAGAAGAUAGGAGAAAAGCGCAAGCCAAUGCGAAUGAAGAAAUGACUUUAAGCAGGAGGGGCUCUCAAGAAAGCACCACGACUACGCAGACCACAACCACGACCACGGAGACAAAUAAUUCCAGCUCCAGUAGCAGCGAGGAAUCCAGCAGUAGCGACGACAGCUCCGACAGCGACAGCUCCACCGACAGCGACAGCGAAUCCGUCGAGAGCGACGCGGACAAAAAGAAGAAAGAGUCUGAUAACGCAGACGAUGAGGAACAGAUGCCGGAGGAAGAGGUGGCGACAUUAAUCGCGUAUUGCUUGGCUGGUUUGGAACAGUGUGUAUUAAGGUUCGCGGAACAUCACAAGUCGUUUUAUAGACUGUCACACUUCUUCUUCAACAAUAAAAAGGCGAAGAACAUCACAAAGUGUAAGGAUAUCUUAUUAGGAACGUAUACUUGUCAAUUCUAUCCCGGACAAACUUUUCAAGGACUUUUUGCCGAGAGAAGGAGUACCAACUUUUUUAAUGGGGUGUGGCACAUUCCGGUCAAUGAAAUUGACAGACCCGGAAGCUUUGCUUCACACAUGUCGAAGUGCGUGACGCUGCUUAUGCAGGUGUUAAAAGAGAGCAACGACAGCCGAAUGUUAAUGCAACUGUGCAUACAGCUCGGAAAGAUUCCGGAUUCAGACAAGAAAUACUUACGUGAUUCUGAGAGGGAACAAUUAUCUCGACAAGCUCUGACGCUGUGUCAGCAGUCGCUCAGGAGCAGAGUUCAGGCGAUGGGCUCGGCAAGCACGAUCGACAGCGUACACCUCAUUAGAACGGACGCUAGAACACAAGUGCUACUUGACGUAUACGAAACAUAUCAACUCGUCCAAAAGCAUUUGCAGGGCAAAGAUUCGACUAUCCAGGCAUUUGCAACAUUAUUGACGGAUACGUACAAGAUGUAUAUAGGAAAUAAAAACCUGGAAGGAAACGUCUUGGAUAUCGCUAUUAAGUGUUGUCAACGUCAGAUACAAGCAAACAAAAUUGCAUCUAUUAACAGCAACACUAGCUCUCACGUGCCACCCCAGGUCGUCGUCUCUACUGUUUCGGCGCCCGUUCCACAAGCGCCAGUGAACUCGACGUCCCCGCAGGCGUUGCAGGCUCGCAAACCGCAUAGAAAUUUGACGUCUACCGGACGUCCGAGGGGACGGCCACCUAACGUUAACAAAUACUUGCAACAGAGUGGCAGCAUGAUGAAUCAGUUCAGCUCCAAGAAUAACUUCGCGAAUUACAUGGGCGCGUCCGGGCCGAAUCGCUCUAUGAUAAAUCCCUAUUUCAUGAAUCCGUUAGUCAACGCGAACAUGUUGUCGGCUAUACUGGCCGAUCCCCUGGCGGCUAUGACCUAUUUGAAUCAAGUAGAAAGUUAUCAAGAUAUCCUCAGGCAGUAUCAGAGCAACCUGUCGUCCUUGACCAAUCUCGCGAGCGGCUUAAACAAUCCCGGCACCACGAUAACCAGCAUCAGCAAUGUUUCGACCAUGAGUACAUCCAGCUCUAAUAUUAACACCUCGAGUAACAUCGCUAAUUUAGGUGGUCUAAAAAGUUCCGUAGAUCCUAUGACAGCGUCGGUGCAACAAUUGCUGAGCUUAAGUAAUUCUACGGCGCCGACUACCUCACGACCGGCGUCCAUGUACCAUCAAGCGGCGGCCAAGACUAGCACGACUAUAUCAAUAACGAAGGACAGACCUAACAUAUCUAUAACGCCGGUAAGCACCUCGAUGGUCCAGCAGCCCCAUCACAAGACGACGAAGCAGCCGAGCGCGCAGAACGAAUCGGUGUUGCCCGUCCACAUUCCUAAAUCCCUUCAGAUAUCGCCGACGAAACCGGUAUUACACUCGUCCAGCGCGACGGCGCAGGUAUCGCUGCUCAAGCCGUCCAUCAUUCAGCAGGUGAAGAGCAGCCCGCCCAAGCAGAUGGGCGCUCCGCAAAUACGAGUCUCGAAAUCGUUGACCGAGCCGCAACCCGCGCACAAUCCAUCACUGUCGCACUCGCCUCUGAAGAACAGCGGUAGCGCCGUGACGACGAAUCCGGUCGCGGCCAUGCCGCACGUCGCCCACGCGUCCAUGGCCGCGCCGGUGAUCAUGAAACAACAGCAGGCAUUGCCCAUGAACUUACCGAGCGUGUCGCGCUCCGGCACGUCGCUGCAGCACAAAUUACUGUCGAAGAAGAACUCCCAGCGACCUUACACGGCGCAAACGAACGUGCAGAGUCAUCCCGUGAGGAAGGUAAAGUCGGUGACAGCCAAGACGACGACGACUGCGGUGGCGACGGCGGCGGCGGCGGCGAUGCCAGUGUCGAUGUCUGGCAAUUUUCCAAAUCUGCUGAACGCGAUGUCAUCGGCAGGUUCCGCCGCGAUGUCGCAACCGCCUUUUAUACCUUCGGAAUUAAGCGGCCUCUCGGUGAGCGCCGUCGGUUCGCAGCCGCCCGGCGUUAUCAAGAGCGCCGCGACCGCGGCCGCCAAGUAUCAUGCUUACAAGAAGUCGGUCAGCAAGCCGAAACCGCCCGCGACGCCGGCGAUGGAGGUCCCGAGCUCGUUGUCGGCCACAUUCCCCUCCGGCAGCUCGGUCGAGGCGCUCUCGAUGCUGUCGCAAUUACAGCAGCACUCGCAUCUGGAGAUAAUACCGCAGCAGAAGGCGCCGCUGAAGCCGACUAUGGAGCGCAUAGAUUAUGCGAAAAAUCUCUCGUCCUCCGUGAGUGUGGUGCCGCCGAAGGUCCCGGAGACUUUGAGGCCGUCAUCGACCGCCGACUGUAGGAUAUACGAUGCAGCCAGAGGAAAAACCGCGAACGAAAAGCUGCUUGCGAAGAAGCCACAAGAUAAGCUUCUCCUUGAUAACGUUGAAAUUAUAACAUUGGACGAUUAGAAUCGCUCAAAUAAGUCACGUGCAACCGACAUACUUUUGCACUUAUAAUACUUUGUACGUUUUUUUUUUACAAUUAUUUUCGCCUGAUAACGUUAUAUCGUUAACUCGUUGCAUUGAGACGAUGAAUUGUAUUUGUGCAAUAGCGAUGAUACCUCAGUGGAAAGUACUCCUUUUAGUUUGUUAUCACUACGUUUCAUGCGUUUCGUAAGUCUAAUACCCCGGCUCCGAGUUAUUAAACUAGAAUACAGAAAUCAAUUGCGUGUAAAAUUAUCGAAUUCCAAUGCAUCGAAUUAAUAUAUGUCUGAUUUAUAGCGAAUUCAGAAGGACGCGCUAUUGCGCAUUGGUGCACGUUAAAGUCGUACACAAAUUAACACGAAGGUAUAAUAUAAAUAUAGAGUAAUUUAUGAAUUAAACCGCGAAUAAUUCUUAAUAUACUUUAAAAUUUAGCAAAAUAGUUGUAAAUUUAAUAAAAUGUUUAGUAAAAUACAAUAAUUGUAGAAAAAAAAUAUUUAUCCGUCGGAACAUGCAAUUGCAAGCAAUUCGCCUGAGCUUUCAUCCGCUUUGUAAUUGCCAAGAUCGACAUUCUGAGAAUAUCCCGAUGGACGCCACUCUUGUGAUCUUGAGUUACUUACUUAUAAUUUAAAGGUCCGACAUCCCAUAUUUGUAUACAUAUGUAAUUGGUAAUUCGGAAUAUUUAUAUUUUAUUUUUACACUCUGAUUAUUUUCAAUAUACAACAGCUUUAAUAUGCACCAAUGCGUACUACUAAUCGGGAAUUCGCUAUUAUAAUAUAUAAACGUAGUAAAUUGUUUUUUUUUUAAUUGUUAUUAGCAGUAAAUUAUAGAAUUAUUUGUGACAAAAGUGUUCUAUCCUAUGUAUAUAUGUGUAUUUUGUUUCUUUACUGUAAAAUUUUUUCAUUCUACAAAGAUAAUGAUCGGUUCUCUAACGUUGUAAUUAGUCGUAAUUUAAUUACUAGUAAUCUACUAAUUUUUCUUGAUUGGAGGAUACACAUACACACUCACAUAUUCUAACAAAUUUACGUAUUAAAAUCAGUUAUUCUUUUUUAUAAUUAUUUUAUUCUUAAAGGAGUACAAAUGAAACUUCAAUACGCACUUUCUAAUGUUAUUAAUCAUAAAAUAUUAAAUUUCCAUAACAUUUAAUGAUAUUAAAUUUAGAUAAAACCGAAAAACUUCAAAUUAUGAAUUUUUGGUUGUAUACAUACCUUUCACUAGAAAGUAAAUUUAAUUAAUUUAUCAUUAUACACUCACAGAGAUAAAUGAAAUAAUGCAUUGCUUUUUCACGAAUCCUACUAAGGUAUUUCUGCAUAAGGAAACAUUAUUUUUCUACUGUAUGUACUUGAUAGUAAUGAUAUCUUUUUUCUACAGGAACAACAGAUCUAAUGUAAUUAGCUUCGGAAAACGUGAACGUUUUCUAAAGACAAUUUGUAUAAGUAUGUCUAACGUAUGUCUGAUAUUAAAGACAUUCGGAACAAAGAAUUACCAGCUUCACUUGUUAACUAUUUCUAUUUCUAUUUUAUUUCAUCGUUUGCCAAUUCUCGUUCUCACACAAGUUUUACAUUUUUAAAACUAAAAUUACGUAACGAUAAGGUAAUUCUUCGUGAUAACGUAAAUGCAUUCUAAAUAUAAGUUGCGAAAUUGUUUAUUUAACUAAAGCAGGAUAUACACCGAACGAACGCGAAUGGAUAUUCAUAUUCGUGCUUCUAAGUCAUUUGUCCCGUUUCUUGAUUAUUCGGAUUAUUCUGCAUAUAGCAAUUGAAUUCGUGCAAUAAAUAAUAAUAACAGACGUUCGGUGUUCGUUCGUAAAUGUAUAUUCGGCUUAACGGGGGAAAAAAUACUUUUUAGGAGAAACGUUUAAAAUUUUUAAUGUCAACAUUAUAAAAUUUAGGAAUACAACAAAUUUUCGCACAAUA
Messenger RNA from Wasmannia auropunctata (little fire ant), 10036 nucleotides. RefSeq names its product calcineurin-binding protein cabin-1-like. Gene Ontology annotation, cellular component: nucleus. Gene Ontology annotation, molecular function: protein binding; nucleosome binding. Bases 237 to 8108 code for a protein of 2623 amino acids. The transcript is spliced from 19 exons. Gene Ontology annotation, biological process: chromatin organization. The record is from RefSeq and is a predicted model, not a curated record. Lineage: Eukaryota; Metazoa; Arthropoda; Insecta; Hymenoptera; Formicidae.